UCAAUAACCGCGUGAAGAAGAAUUGUAUUUUUCGUCUCUGUUUUCACAACCGUCAAUUUUAUAUCCGGAGUAGUAAAAGCUUUGGCGAAUCCAGUGAUGGUGUCUGACGGUAAAGAAGUAGCUUUCAAGUUGUCUGAUUAUUGCGUGCUUAAGAUCGUUCAAGGCGACAUCACAAACUGGUCCGUCGAUGGCUCCUCCGAUGCUAUUGUUAAUCCAGCAAAUGAGCGUAUGUUAGGUGGUAAUGGUGCAGAUGGAGCCAUUCAUGACGCCGCUGGGCCACAGUUGAGAGCAGCAUGUUACGAAGUCCCUGAAGUUAGUCCCGGAGUCCGUUGUCCCACCGGAGAAUCAAGAAUUACGCCGGGUUUCAACUUGCCUGCAUCUCAUGUGAUUCACACGGUUGGACCCAUUUAUAAUGCCGAGAAGAAUCCUAAGAAACUCCUAGAAAGUGCUUACAAGAACAGUCUGAGAGUGGCUAAGGAAAAUAACAUUCGGUACAUUGCAUUUACUGCGAUAUCUUGUGGUAUUUUCAGGUAUCCUUUGGAGGAAGCUGCUUCUAUAGCUAUAUCCACUGUUAAGCAAUUUGGUAAAGAUUUGAAAGAGGUGCAUUUUGUUAUGUUUAACGAAGAAACAUACACGGUGUGGCUGAACAAGGCAAAAGACUUGCCACCUCCACCACAAGGCCGCAACUUCUCCCCUUCGCCGAGAACAACCAAAACUCGAUUCUUCAGUAAUCUCAAUUGUUGCUUCAAAAUGGUUUAAGAGUUUAUGCAACCCCGCCAAAAAUAAGCCAUUCUCUCAUGUAGUAAACUUGUAUCACAAUUAAGGAAAACAAAGCUUUGAGAAAUAAAAUAUGUAAUUGAUGUUU
Arabidopsis lyrata subsp. lyrata is the source of this 865-nucleotide messenger RNA. RefSeq names its product macro domain-containing protein VPA0103. Lineage: Eukaryota; Viridiplantae; Streptophyta; Magnoliopsida; Brassicales; Brassicaceae. The transcript has 7 exons. The record is from RefSeq and is a predicted model, not a curated record. Bases 97 to 759 code for a protein of 220 amino acids.